AUUGUUAUCAGUGAAGUGGAACUUUAGGGAAGGUCUUUGAGCUUUUUUGGUGAUCGUGGAGGUUUUUCAAAGUUUUGGCCUCUUUCAUAGGUGGAAUUAAAGUGCCCAAGGUUCUCUGAUGAUAGUUUUAAAUGUAUUACCGAUCUUGUGUUCCUGAUACUUACGAAUAGGGAAAAUCGCUCUCCAUCAACCCUCGGGGUCGUACGUGCCAUUCCUGCCAUUUUACUCAUGCCCAAUGAUUUAAUUGAAUGGAUGAUUGGAUGUGCGGACUGACAGCUUUCGUGCCUUCAAUCGAUGAACUUGAACUUCCUUUUCUCGCGCUGAAUCGUCUCCACGUAUGCUUGUUGAAUCGUUCGCGACCUACCAGUUAUCGAGUAGUAGUGAUUUCGUUUCUAUUUCCACAUGAAGCUUUAAUCUCGGUUCGUUUUGCAGCUUCGCCAUUGCCAAUUUCUCGUAAUUACCGAUGCAUCUCAUUUUCCUCAACCCGGAAGUCCGAUUUAUUUAUCGUUGACGUCUUCGUUUUGACUCCCAGUUCUUCAUUUCUUCGUCUCUCAGGAAGAGGAAUGGAUAAUAAUGCCUCUCAUCCAGAUCCCUGGAGUUCCAGCAAAAGCAAGACAUUCAAAAUUUUCAUCGAUCCCCUUCAAGGCUCCAUUUUUGAGUUGACUGUCCAACCCGCAGAGACUCUCCUGUCGGUGAAAAUGAAAAUUGAGGAGUUAAAGGGUAUUCCCGUCAAACAACAACAAUUACUCUUAAACCUCAAGGAACUAGAUGAUGAAUCAACCUUGGAAAAGCUUUCUAUCAUGGACCAAACUACCCUCCAGCUUGUUUUAUCGCUAAGAAGUGGUCCAGUUAGCACCCUUAGAAAAAUUAUUCCUGCCAUGAGCAGUACUUUUUUAAAAGAUUUGAUCAUGCAGAAUAGGAAGGAGAUAGGAAGCCUUGAGCCAGGAACUAGAUUAUCAAUCAUGGUUUUUCGAGACGGAACAAAAGUUAGAGUUUUUAAAAUGUUAGAAAAAUUAGAUUCUUCAGUAGCCAUGGAUCCUCUUCUUGCAGUGUCUUCUAGAAGUAGUUCCAGCAAGCAGCUUGUUUUGAAGGGUGAAAGGUCAAAACAUCACGAAGACUCGAAAGGUGUUCAAAAAGUUAAAUUAAUUAAAGCAAAACUCUUAGAAAUGAAAAAUUCAAAAAAGAAAGCAGUAGACUCAAAUGAAAAUUAUUCACCAUUUAUGAAUCAGAUCUUAAGUGAAAAUGUGGCUCCCUCCAAAAAAAAAUUGCCCCCUCUAUCAUCAACUUUAACAACUAGCGAGGAGCCAAGUCCAAGGAAAAAAAUUGAAUUUUCACAAGUUCCUGUUUUGCCGAACAUUGGACCAAACAUGUUACCUAGCCAUCAUGCCUCAGUUUCUCAAGGUUCCGGUCGCAGCACACUGACAUCGAUAAUUGAUAACUUGGCACCAACGGACGAUAAGACUUUUGAUUUAUUUGGAAUGCAUGAACGGAAAGAGCCCGAUUGCAGUGCACCAAAAAGGAGGAGUAGCUCAAUUGCUCAAGAUGUAUCACCUAGAGGUGAAGGUCUCAAGCUGAAACCACCAAUUGGGAUAGUGCGAAAAUUAGAGAAAAAAUCUGUUGGUAGCGGUUGUAAUCAGGCUAGCACCGUGUUUUCUCUGCCAGGAGAAAGAAAAAACUUCUCUGUAGUGAACAAGCAAUUAAGUUUUCUGAGUUCUCAAAACUUAAUACCUGAUAUGGAAAAUGAUGAUUAUGUGCCUGCUCAGAAAACAUUGGCCACUGCUCCAGAAGAGCUGUUACCUUUGGAACCGGAAUUUAGUGACGAUUUCACUCCUGUGAAAAAAAAGAGCAAGCAGCGAUGCUCUGAGUGUCGGAAGAAACUUACUAUUUCCAACAUGUAUGAAUGCCGCUGUGGACUUUUGCUUUGCUCCAUGCAUAGGUAUUCAGAAGCCCAUAACUGCUCGUUUGAUUACAAGACUGAAGGGAGGAAACUUAUCAAGAAAGUCAAUCCUCUAGUAAUUGCAUCCAAACUACCAAAAAUCUAAAUUAAAUUGUUAAUCGUUUUAAAUUUGACCAUAGGGUUCUGUGCAGGGUCUGAAUUUAGAUACUCCUGAACACAUUUUCUGUUCGAAAUUUUGUGGAUGAAACAGAGUAUCUAUAGGUCUGGAAAAACUGGGAAGUCUAAAGAAGUCAGGUAUUUUUAUGAUAGAGCUAGAUGCUGGGUAUAAGACUAGAAAUUUACCUUAGAGCUCGGAAAAAAAAUGUUAAAAAAUUGGCAUGUAGGUAGCUUGGUUGAACUGAUUGCUCCAAAAACAGUAUAAGAAGAGUCCUUGCCUGCAAAAUUGGACAUUAUGAAAUUAAAAUCUCUCUAUCUUCUCGAGAAAUUUCAGAACGUUACCGUCAAUUUUUACGUUUGCUCAUUUUAGAAACAAGUUCCUAAAAAGUCUACAUGUGUAGAAUUUUUUCAACUCUUGGCCAGCAACAAACACACUUAUAGCUAUUAAAAAUCGUCCAAAAUCAAUUAGUCUCUUAACUUACCUAUCAAAGUUGACCCAAUAGUGAGGAAAAGUUCCGAAUUCCUCUUCCAAAAUGUAGAUACUCUGAUCAAGUCAUGGACACCACAGAGAAAAUUUAGAACCUAGGCUGUUAGCGUAUGCAAUUAAUUGUGGUCAAAUGGAAGUUUUAGAUGUUAUACAUUUUACCGAUGCUUAUUUUCAAAGUUAAAAUUUACACGGUUUGGAAGUUGAUUUUAGGAUUUUUUUGUCUUUUUUAGUUUUUUUUUUUUUUUUUGUUGUUAAAUUUUGAACAGAUAAUGAAUUGAAAAACGCUUUAGCUCAGACCCUGUUUUACUGGUAUGAUCUACAUUACAUUAAAGUUUCAUUCAGGAAUAAUUUAUGUUUAAUCAGUGACGGUGCUUUUUCAACUCAUCUUCUUAGUUAAGCUGACCAACACUCUUUCAAAGAUGUUUUUUAACUAUUUUGAAACUAAAAUCAGCUAAACAAGUAAAGUAACCCCUUUCCAGUAUUAGAGGAUGAUUUUUAGCAGCUGACUGAAAAAAAUGUUUUUUUAGAUCAGUUGCAUAUUUGAACCUUUUAUCGAACCAAACUUUUAAUGCAUCUGAUUUUUUAUCACUGUUUAGCCUUGCCUCAGUGCACACGAUCAAUUUAUUCAUUACAUUAUUCAUCUAUGAACUCCAUGGACUCAUUCAUGGUACAUAAGUAUUUAUGCUGCAAUACCCUUUUUACUAGGAAUAGAUCGGCAAGAAACAAAACAAAAAAUUGAACAGAAUACUUUAUUUGACUUAGACUCACUUUUAACAUGAAAAACCUUCAACAGCAGCCUUUCACAGACAAUAAAAAUUUAAAGACGUUCAGUUUAAAAUAGGUAAAGCACAAGGUAAAGGGUAAGGAGAGGUAUCGGUGAGGGCCAUUUUUGGGCCCACACAUCUAAAUUUCCUCAACUCCAAGAUUUUUUGCUCAUUGGACUUGAGGGUCUAUAUUUUACAAAGUGUAUCAUGAUUUGGUCAUCUUUGGUCUCUUUUCAGGUCUAUUACUGGCCUUAGCAUUGUCCUGAGGGCCGAUUUUGGCGAAAAAUGCGGUUCUUUUGGUAUUCAACAGCAAGCCCGCUAAGUCAGCCUUACGACCUAAGCUUCCGCCAGUAUUAGACCUGAAAAGAAACCAAAAAUGACAAAUUCAUGAUGGAUUUCGUAAAAUAUUUACCCUCAAUGACAAAAAAUCCUAGAGUUGAGGAAAUUUAAGGUGGGCCCGUAAACGGCCCUCAUUGAAACCAUUUCUUUUUCACUGAAGUGAAAUCAUCUAGGCCAGUAGUUAAAUAAUGAAAACAAAUAAAUAAAGAAAAUAAAAAAUUAUCAAUCAACAGUUAUGGUUAAGUAGGAAAACAUGUGUCUUGUUUGGCCAUUUUGUCAGAUCCUUAGUGAAUGUGAUGUUCAAGGUGGAAACUAAAUUUUUCUUAAUACUGAUAUGUUAUAAAAUUUUACAUAUUCCAUAUCAAUCAUAUUAUUCCUCAAAAGUAUCCAAUAGCAUACUCUCACCGUUUGGUUGGACCAAAAUCUUGUAUCUCAAUCACUGUCAUGAAGUUUCUGCUCAUAUUUUAUUUUUUCAAGAAGAUGUCACUUCAUAUUUUGACAGGAGAUUGUCAGAGGAAAAUCUUUAAAAGGCAAAGGAGAAUUGCAGUAAAUUUUACAGUAUAAUGUAUUGAUGAACUAUCUUCCAAGAAAGUAAAAAAAAAAAGACAAAGAAUUUGUAGCGUUGAAAGCGAGAUGUGUUUACUCAGUCUCACCAUUGUUUCAUCUAGAAGUCCCCUCAGAUUAAAUGAAGUGAGCAGACAGGAACUACAUAAAAGAAAAGUAGCUUCAAUUGAAUGAGCUUAAAAUGGGACUGCAUGUAACAGAAACUAUUAUUUAUCAUUCUUGAAAAGACGAUAAAAAAAGAAGCUUGUAAUUAUGCUGAAAGACUUGAUGACAAAUGAAUUACAUCAAAA
Bemisia tabaci is the source of this 4497-nucleotide messenger RNA. RefSeq lists its product as uncharacterized. Lineage: Eukaryota; Metazoa; Arthropoda; Insecta; Hemiptera; Aleyrodidae. Gene Ontology annotation, molecular function: protein binding; zinc ion binding. The record is from RefSeq and is a predicted model, not a curated record.